AUGCUCCGCAACCUCCGCCCCCUCAUGGCCAGGGCGCCCGCCGCCCGCUCGGCGACGGCUGCUGUCCGCCCUCUCGCGGCGCGCGGCCUCGCGAGCGAGGCCUCGAGCACCACCACCACCACCACCACCACCACCUCGACGGGCAAGAGCCCCGUCCACGCCUUCUCGGUCGAGGAGCUGCACGGACUCAACGCCGAGCAGAUCCUCCAGGAGACGCAGGGCCGCAAGGACGCUUCGAUGCGUCACUUCACCGUCAACUUCGGUCCCCAGCACCCCGCUGCCCACGGUGUGCUCCGUCUCAUCCUCGAGCUUAACGGCGAGGAGAUCCUCCGCUCCGACCCCCACAUCGGCCUCCUCCACCGCGGUACCGAGAAGCUCAUCGAGUACAAGAACUACACCCAGGCGCUCCCCUACUUUGACCGUCUCGACUACGUCUCGAUGAUGACCAACGAGCUCUGCUACACCCUCGCUGUUGAGAAGCUGCUCAACAUUGACGUUCCCGAGCGUGCCAAGUGGGUCCGCACCCUCUUCGGCGAGAUCACCCGUAUCCUCAACCACCUCAUGGCCGUCCUCACCCACGCCAUGGACGUUGGUGCGCUGACCCCCUUCCUGUGGGGUUUCGAGGAGCGUGAGAAGCUCAUGGAGUUCUACGAGCGUGUCUCUGGUGCGCGUAUGCACACUGCCUGGGUCCGCCCCGGUGGUGUCGCGUCCGACCUCCCCCACGGCCUGCUCGACGACAUCUUCAAGUGGGCGACCCAGUUCUCGAGCCGCAUCGACGAGAUUGAGGAGGUCGUCACGGGCAACCGUAUCUGGAAGAACCGUACCAUUGGCGUUGGAGUUGUCACUGCCCAGGAGGCCCUCGAGAACUCGUUCUCGGGCGUCAUGCUCCGUGGUUCGGGUAUCCCAUGGGACCUGCGCAAGGUUUCGCCCUACGACGCGUACGACCGCGUCGAGUUUGACAUCCCCGUCGGUGUCAACGGCGACUGCUACGACCGUUACCUCUGCCGUGUCCAGGAGAUGCGCGAGUCGCUCCGCAUCAUUGGCCAGUGCUUGAACAAGAUGCCCACUGGCGCCAUCAAGAUUGACGACCACAAGAUUGUGCCUCCCCCCCGUGCGACCAUGAAGGAGUCGAUGGAGGCGCUCAUCCACCACUUCAAGCUCUUCUCCGAGGGCUACUCUGUCCCUCCCGGAGAGACGUACUCGGCGAUCGAGGCCCCCAAGGGCGAGAUGGCCGUCUUCCUCGUGUCGGACGGCACUAACAGGCCGUACAAGUGCAAGAUUCGCGCACCAGGAUUUGCCCACCUUGCCGGUGCCGACUUUAUGAUGCGCCACCACUUCCUCCCAGACGCUGUUGCCAUUAUCGGUACCAUGGACUUGGUGUUCGGUGAGGUUGACAGGUAAUGUAGGUUAGACAAUGCAUCGGAUCAAGCAGGACGAA
Messenger RNA from Vanrija pseudolonga, 1438 nucleotides. RefSeq names its product NADH-ubiquinone oxidoreductase subunit, mitochondrial (gene nuo-49). NCBI's taxonomy places the organism in Eukaryota, Fungi, Basidiomycota, Tremellomycetes, Trichosporonales, Trichosporonaceae. The coding region runs from base 1 to 1401 and encodes 466 amino acids. Gene Ontology annotation, biological process: mitochondrial electron transport, NADH to ubiquinone. Gene Ontology annotation, molecular function: NAD binding; quinone binding; oxidoreductase activity, acting on NAD(P)H. The record is from RefSeq and is a predicted model, not a curated record. The transcript is spliced from 4 exons.